Messenger RNA from Perca flavescens (yellow perch), 3234 nucleotides. It is a transcript of the gene gdpd4b, whose product is annotated as glycerophosphodiester phosphodiesterase domain containing 4b. Bases 601 to 2382 code for a protein of 593 amino acids. The record is from RefSeq and is a predicted model, not a curated record. NCBI's taxonomy places the organism in Eukaryota, Metazoa, Chordata, Actinopteri, Perciformes, Percidae. Gene Ontology annotation, biological process: lipid metabolic process. Gene Ontology annotation, molecular function: glycerophosphodiester phosphodiesterase activity. The transcript is spliced from 16 exons. Gene Ontology annotation, cellular component: membrane.
UUAUUACAGAAGAUAUUUUAAUAGAGUUUGUGUGAAACAGGACUUUAUAAUCUCUCUCAACAGGUCAAAACAUGGCAGGAGGCAGCUAGCACAAAGACGGGAAUACAGAAUUUAGGACAACAGAAGUACAAACUACAGUAGUUGUUUACAGAUGCUAGAAGCCAUAUGUCUCAUACUGAUUUAUGCUUUAAACUGUACCGUCGCUGCAUAUACUUUAUGACACUAAUACAGUAUGACACUGUGUAUGCAGAAUUAUCUUAAGGGAAAUUGCAAUAAAAGUAUCAUUUUAAUCCAUCAGUAAAGGAGGAUUACAACUAGCUGAGCUGUCCUUUGUUCUCCAGCAAAGAUAAUGAUUGCACAAGAGCAGCCAUACAGUAUGUGAAGAACAAAACAGAAGGAGGAGGUCAGGGUUAUCUGGGAAGCUAUGACGAGAUUUCUGGUAAUUUCCUGCUCAAAAGAACAAAACUAAAAAUAGUCCUACAUUAACUGAGUUUUGGCUUAGCCAUGUUUCAAGAUAUGUCCUGCUGAGACUUGGUAACCGAGGUUGGUUAUUGUAAGCAAUCUGAGAUUUAAAGGAUUGACGCUGUGUGUGUGUGAGCCAUGGCGUCCACCUUAUCCCAGCAGCAGUUCGGCCAUCUGCGUGGUCUUCGAGCUAAACUGCUGCGGCGCUACGAGCACCAGCCUUUAGUGUCAUGUCUGUCUGGUCUGUACGGCUGCCAGUGGAGACACUAUGAAAAGGGCUCCGCUCAGCCGGGAGACUGCUGCUGCAACAAGGUGGAAGCUGUGAGCUUUGCUCUGCUUGUGGCGGCUUUCUGCGUAACGCUGGUGUUUCUCUACUUCUGGGGACAAGCUAAGAACGACUACAAUGACUUUGACUGGUUUAACUUUGGGAAGCUGGGCUUCUGGUUUCCUUGGUCCGUGGUGCUGCUGGUCAUCGCUGCAGGCUUCUUCACCUACAUCACGAUUCUCAUGCUGCUGGCUGUGUGUUUGUUGUCAGAGGGCCAGAAGCUUUAUUUACACUGGAGCCACAAGAUUGGAAUCCUGGUGAGUCUGACGUUCUCCAUCGUAGCCACAGCCGUCUUAUUUGACCUGUGGAGGGAAGAGUUGAGGACUUUACUACUUUCCUUCCAGAUAACUGCACCUUAUUUACAUGUUGGUGGAGUCUUACUGGUGACAGCGCUGGCUUGGCCGAUAGCUUUGCAUUUCUUUCGCAUGAACGGCAGAGUAAGGCGGGGCCUAAUCAUGGGGGUGUACCUGUCCAUCCUGUCUGCCCUCUACCUGGUGCCCCUCGGUUUGUAUUCUCCUUGUAUCAAAGAGGACGGGACCCUUGGCCCCGCACCGGCCCUCAUUGGCCACAGAGGAGCACCCAUGCUCGCUCCAGAAAACACACUGAUGUCAUUUGAGAAAGCCGUUGAAGCAGGAAGUGAAGGUCUGGAGACGGAUGUCACUAUCAGCGUUGAUGGGGUGCCUUUCCUGAUGCAUGACCACACCCUGCAACGGACCACCAACGUCCACCAGGUUUUCCCCAACCGGACUGACACCCCGGCUGCCAUGUUCACCUGGGCCGAACUGGAGAGCCUAAACGCAGGGGCCUGGUUCCUCUCUCACAAUCCGUUUGGUACAGCUGGCUUUCUGGGAGCAGAAGAGCGACUGCAGGCAGGAAAGCAGUGUGUUUGCAGCCUGCAGGCCUUCCUCCAGCUGGCAGCUCAGAGAGACAAACUGGUGAUCUUUGACCUCUACCGUCCACCCAGUGGUCACCCAUACAGAGACUCCUGGAUCCAACGCACGCUGGAUGUUAUCGAGAACGAGUCCUCCAUUCACUCCUCACAGGUGCUGUGGCUGCCGUCAGAUCAGCGGGCCUUGGUCCAAAGUAACCAUCCCGAGCUCCAGCAGACAUCAGGCAGUCGGCUCCCUCUAGAGGAGCUCCAGAACAACCACAUCGUCAAACUCAACCUGCACUACAGCUCCAUGUCCACUGAGCUCACCAGGGAGUCCGCUGCAGUGAACAUCACCACCAACCUGUACGUGAUCAGCCGGCCGUGGCUCUUCUCUCUGGCCUGGUGUACUGGAGUCCAUUCGGUCACCACCGAUGCUCCCCAGCUCCUCAGCACCAUGCGCUCCCCUCUCUUCCUCAUGAGUCCAGACGAGUAUAACCUGAUGUGGAUUCUCACUGAUCUGAUGUCCCUUGUGCUGAUCACCAUCAUCUUCAUCUUCCACUGGUGGCGAGAGCGAGGACUGGCUUUCUGCUCGGGCAGCAAAAUCACACUGGAUAACGGCACUUAUAGCAAGUUCAAAACAGAAAUGAGUGAUAUAUGGUCAGUCUCCAGCAGCAACUCCCAAGCAGAGAAGAUGCCCAACCUAGCAACCGUCACUGAGCACUAACAUCUGCCUCUGAGAGGCAUACUUGGCAUCAAGAAUUAACACAUACAGUAUGUUUAAUUUGUACAAAAACUGUGUAAAAAUGACAAAUGGUGGUUUUACAGACCUGAUACUUUAUAAUAAAUGUUGUAUUUCCAUAUUUACAACAAAGAACACUGUCCUUUUUUGCCUUAUGUAUACUAUAUACAUUAAUGAAUAUAAAACUGUGAAUAAAAAUAUUCAGUAGAUACUUAUUUACGCAAAAUAUGCGGUGGUGUCAGGACUUUUUUUUUAACCAUUUAAAAGGACUUACCUUGAAUAGGUAAGAAUAAUGUACAAUAUAAACCAUACUAAGUUCCAAUAAAAAGAUCUAUCUCAGACUGUAGGUAUAUAAUGUGGCAUAUUAGAAAACAUUUUCAGACUUCACUUCUAUCUUUGAAUGUUAGUGUUGUCCUCUGGCUCCUAAAAUCACUCAUGUUGUUUCAGUGCAAUCCAUAUUUAAGAAAAAUAAACCUCUGUGCUCUUUGCAAAAUAUCAUUUAUUAACAUCUACAUCAGGAUAUGUGGUCACAGGUCCAAGAAUACAGUGUUAUGAUUAUGACUUCAUGCUUAAAAAUCAACGCUAAUGGUUCGUACAUUUAGAAGAAGAAAAAAAAGACACCGGUCACCAUCUACAGUCUGUGUAUACAUGUUCUACAAAUAGUCUAACACAUAAAGAAGGAAGUGGCGUUUGAACUUUGUGGCACACAUAUGGUAUGUUUCCUUGCACAUGUAUGACUUGUUUAAAUCCAGAUUGCCUCUUUCUUCUUAAUGUCUCCAAGUUUAACUGCAUAAAUUGUCAAAUUGUCAAUUUAUCAAAUAAAACAAAGAAAACUAA